GGGCAGGGCUGCGCGGGGCCGGGCCGGCCGGAUCGGAGCGGGGGAUGCGGUGCCCGGGCGCAGCAUGCUGUGGGGAGUCGGGCUGGCGGCGCCUCGCUCCUGCGUGGCGGACCUGAGCCGCAACCGCAGCCUGUCGCUGGGCUGGUGCGCGGGGCCCGAGGAGCCGCCGCCCGCGCUCUAUGGGGGCGAGCUGGUCGCCUUCCCGCUGGCGGGCGCGGGGGCGGGCGGCACCAUGGCGGCGCUGGGCUCCGACUCGUGGUGGAAGAAGACGCUGUACCUGACGGGCGGCGCGCUGCUGGCCGCCGCCGCCUACCUGCUCCACGAGCUGCUGGCCAUCCGGAAAGAGCAGGAGAUUGAUUCAAAAGAUGCUAUCAUACUGCAUCAGUUUUCGAGGCCCAACAACGGUGUUCCAAGUCUGUCGCCUUUCUGUCUGAAAAUGGAAACGUACCUAAGGAUGGCUGACCUGCCCUACCAGAACUAUUUUGAUGGAAAACUUUCCCCUCAAGGAAAAAUGCCUUGGAUUGAAUACAAUCACAAAAAAGUGUCUGGCACUGAGUUCAUUAUUGACUUUUUGGAAGAGAAACUUGGAGUGAAUUUAAAUAAAAACCUUGGUCCGCGAGAAAGAGCUGUUUCCAGAGCAGUGACAAAGAUGGUGGAGGAGCACUUCUAUUGGACUCUUGCUUAUUGCCAAUGGGUGGAAAACCUUCAUGAGACGCAAAAGAUGAUUUCAGUUUACGGCCCCCUCAGCGACUUGCUGAAGUGGAUUCUUUGCCAUCUGACCAAAGGGAUCGUGAAGCGGGAGAUGUACGGUCACGGAAUUGGCCGCUUCUCUGAGGAGGAGAUGUACACACUGAUGGAGAAGGACAUGCGGACUCUAGCAAGCCUCCUGGGUGACAAAAAGUACAUUAUGGGACCAAACCUUUCCACUGUUGAUGCCACAGUUUUUGGUCAUCUGGCACAGGCAAUGUGGACACUACCAGGGACUAGACCAGAGAGACUAAUCAAAGGCGAACUCAUUAACCUUGCUAUGUAUUGUGAAAGGAUAAGGAGGAAAUUCUGGCCAGAAUGGCACCAUGAUGACGAUAACACUCUGUAUGAAUCUGAGGAAAGCAGUGACGCAAGCAAGACUCACUCCCCCUUGCAGGACUUCAGUUUUUAUUCAAGGACAGAAACAUUUGAUGAGGAAGGGAACAGUAUUUCUCAUACUCCCGACACAGAUUACACUGGACACUCCCUUUUUGAUUCAGAUGUGGACAUGGAUGACUACAGAGAUCACGAACAAUGCAAAUGAUGUGUACAAGCGUCUCUUGUUUUGCAGACAAGCUAUUUCUUGGGAUCAGUUGGAUUUAUUUUCUGCUCCAGGUUGGGAGAAGGUUGGUACCACCUUCUAGAGACCAUUGUGCUUGACUUGGCUGUCACAUCCUACCUGGACUAUCUCGACCUUAUUUCAUUUUGUGUUAUUGUUCAGAUGGAACCAAGGUAAACAGUUAUUUAAAACACAGAGUGGGAGGACUAGAGGUCCAGAGGACAACAGUAACUUUUGAUCUACGUUCUUGCUCCCAUUGAAAAACAGAUCCUGCACUUGAGUGGGAGAAACCUCCAGGAGGUGGAGCAUUUGUAAGAGUUGGUUUCUGUUGAUAUCUUUACAGGAAUGGGUCAAGGACAAAAGUGAAAGAGGCGCUACUGGCACACCUUUCUCAUGUGGAAGAAAAUGAUUGAUGCUGAUUUGGUGCAGUUUUGGGAGAGUUUUGAUAGCUACCUGCAGUCUCGGUGAUCACGGAGUGUCUGCAGGAAUGAACUGCUCCUGGUUCUUUCAGAGACAGACAAGGAAGGCAGGAAGGAAAUGUGUUCCUACAGAAGGGAACAUUUUAGCAAUUCUUGUUCUUUGCAGAAGGUUGAAAUCACUGUUCUAGAAUAUUUUUAUUCAAAAGAAGAAUGUCAGUUUUAAUGUAUAAUCACCCACACACUGAUCUGGAAAGUGUGUUGGCCAAAGCCUGGCUUCAGGCCUUUAAAUUUCUUCUGUGUUUUUGAAUUAUUACUAUGUUUGUACUUCCUGCCACCGGCUGUUAUCUGCUACUGAUGCUAGAGAAAUGGGAUUCAUUACUGAAAGCCUGGAGCAUCUCAGCAGUGGGUGCUUUGUGCUUUUUACACAAAGACACAUCAAACUUCAAAGUUUGCAAAGGAACUUGAGGUGUUUUUAGGUGUGAGGAGCUGUGUAAAUGUUAUCCUGCAGUCAAAUGCUUUAGAGUUGGCUAGGACGGUGGGCAUUUGCGGGCUUAUAAUGCACAAUUCCUAAAGGCAGUGUGUGGGAGCAAGCUGUGAGAAAACAGCAGUGUCAGAGCAUAUUCUGUGAGGAUUUCCAGGAGCUGAGAUAGUGACUAGGGUUGAUCAUAAAGCCUCUUUGGUGGCAUACUUGUGAAUCUGGAAGACCAAAGCAAGAAUAGCUGCACAGGUGCUGAUGUGCUCUGGUGUCAGUGCGAAGAUGAGAAUGGAUCCAUUCAGUUGGCCCACCUGUUUGAAGUUAAGCACUUACACCUGUGUUGCUUGGUUGUGAGUGGUUGAUUUUAAUUAGAGAGAAAGUAUACGGAAGUUGCAGAUGGCCCUGGUCUUUGUAGGAGUAUAUAAAAUCAAGUUUUGUCUGCGUAAGUUGGUGGUAGCCUGUUGAAAUUAGUUUAAUCUUUCUCACUGAGUUACAGUUCCAUGAAUCAUGACCUCUCAGCAGAAAUUUUAUCAUAUGCUGAUUCUGAGAAUAGGCAGGACACAACUACUUGAUGAUGAUAGUUGCUGAUGGUCCCAGUAGUCUGGAGGUUGAACUAACUCCAGCUUUCAAAGAAUGUCUCCCUUUCCUGUGCUGUUGAGUGUCUUCGACAGGAAGAUACUUGUUGUGGGGAACACCCAGCUAGCCAUGGCUCUGCAAGCAGAGGGGACAAGGCUGCAGUGAAUUCCUGUGUCUCUUCCAUGUCUGAGAGCCACUGCAGUGAGAGCAGGCAGUUUGGUCUGAGGUGAGCACAAACUUGUAUCUGUUUCCUAAAUUCCCGACACGUUUGCUUGAAGCUGUGCUCCAGCCUCUAUAAUCAUGGGCAAGUCUCUGUUGUCAUGUUUGCAAAAGCAAAAUGAACCAAAACUGAGGAGGGGGAAGGUGUAAUGCAGUUACCUGGAACCCUUCUUAGGAAACUAAGCACAGGAACAGGUCACAAGGACAUGAGUCUUGGGCUUGAAAGCACAAGGGGCAAUGGUCUGAUAUGCCUGUGAAACUUUGCAGGUAAGUCAGGGCAGAUGCAAACAUUUAGGUACUGGUAUUCUGGAUAAAAAGCAUCUACAUCAAGAAGCUCCUGUUCAAAAAUACUUAUGUUUUGGGAAUUCUGGUAGAGACAUUCUCAUUUAUUUAUCCAUCUUUUCAGCAUUAGGAGAGUGUGUUUCCGGGUAUGGAGCUCGUGCUGGCACCAGAUGAAUCCCAGCAAUGAGUCAUGGUUAUUAAAAGACCAGUCUGAGUUCAUUGGACAGAGUCAUAUUUUAUAAUUUUCCUGGGCUGACAGGUCUGUCAGUGGCAGCGAUGCUUGGGGCAUCCCAAAAGGCAAACUGAUCAGAAGCCAGUGAUGUAAUUUUACCCUCUCAUGUGGAAGCAGCUGCAUUUGGAUAUCACAUGGCAAUACGUGGUAGCGGGCACAGAAAUUGGCAUCACUGCCAUGGUACAAAGCUGGUGUGAUGUUGUCGUCUCCUACAUCUGAAAAGUUUUCUUGGUGGGUGCCCAAUACUUUGUUCCCAGAAUUGCUUCUGUGAUACAUCUGGUACUGUACAGAGUAGGGCAUAUAUAUGCAUAUCUAUAUACACACACAUAUAUAUACACUCUUAAAAAUAUAUGUGUACGUAUAUAAAAAUAUGUGAAUGAAUAUGUGUAUAUGUAUGUUCUGGUGCCAAAAGGGGCAGUAUGGUGAGAAAUAAUCUGAGGAUUUAUCCUCAGCACAGCCUUGACUUGCGUUGGUUAGUGUGGUGGUGGGCUUUGUUGAAGAAAAGUGAAACACAGAGUGGAUCUGAAGGGGUUGCGGAGGGGGAAGGAACUUUUUGUUGUCAGCUGCUAUUUUUUUCAGUGAUGUAAUCAGUUGGGUGAAUGUAUUUUGUAGCAUGUCACAUGCCUUCCAUUUCUUAGGAACUACUCAGGUUAUUUUAGAGAAGUUACUCAGUAAGUAGCUUUCUCCUUAUGACAGCUAUUGUAGGUACUGUGUUUCCGUGUUUGGCUUGUUUCAAACUAGAGGUGAAAUUAGAAAACAGCAUUUGUUUAGGAAUUUGUAUGUAUAGUAUUUUGUCAAGGUCUGGUAGUAAAUCCUUGAGUUCAUUUAUCCUGUCCAGAAACAAAUGUUGACUGUUAGACCUGUGUUAAGGAUUUAAUCCAAGCCUUUUUCUUUUGGAAACUGGCCUUGGCAAAAUGUCUGUGGGGGAAAAAUGUUUAGAAAAAGAAAUUGCUUUGUUAACAUCCAUGAAAAAGUGCUAGAUCGUCUUGGUUUGCAUGGAGGAAGAGUGGACAAGAGUUGUCAACAACAAUGGAACACACUUAAAUUUUCAACAUUUUGCUAAAAGGGCAAUGUUUCCUUAGUCCUGCAAAGGUUUUCUCUCCUUGCUCAUUUCUUUUAUUUUUUAGUCUCCAUUUCACAGCUUGAGGGGCUGUGCAAAUCCUACAAUCUGUCUGAGAGCAUCUGAGAAUCACAUAGUUAGAAGGGACCCACGGGGAUCACUGAGUCCAACUCCUGGCUCCACACAGCACCACCCAGAAUUCAGACCCCGUGGCUGCGAACAUUGUCCUAGUGUUUCCUGAACUCUGGCAGCUCAGGGCUGUGCCUGCUGCCCUGGGCAGCCUGUUCUAUGCCCACUGCUCUGUGGUGAGGAACCUUUCCCUAGCCCCACCCUGACCCUCUGCUGAUGUGGCUUCAUGGCUCUUUAUUUCCCUUGGGCUCUUCAUUCAUUACAGUAUGCCCAGGUGGCUAAGAGGGUCAAUGCCAUCCUGGCCUGCAUUAGAAAUAGUGUGGCCAGCAGGACCAGGGAGGUAAUCAUCCCCCUGUACUCAGCACUGGUGAGGCCACACCUUGAGUAUUGUGUUCAGUUUUGGGACCCUCACUACAAAAAAGACAUUGAGGCCCUGGAACGUGUCCAGAGAAGGGCAACAAAACUGGUGAGGGGUCUGGAACACAGAUCAUACGAGGAGCGGCUGAGGGAGCUUGGAUUGUUCAGUCUGGAGAAGAGGAGGCCCAGGGGAGACCUCAUUGCACUCUACAACUUCCUGAAGGGAGGUUUUGAUGAGGAGGGGUUUGGCCUCUUCUCCCAGGCAACAAACAGGACCCAAGAAAAUGGCCACAAGCUGUACCAGAGGAGGUUUAGGUUAGACAUAAGGAAAAACUCUUUCACUUAGAGAGUGGUCAGGCACUGGAAUGGCCUGCCCAGGGAGGUGGUGGAGUCGCCGUCCCUGGCAGUAUUUAAGAGUCAUCUGGAUGAGGAGCUACGAGAUAUGGUUUAGUGGCUUGUGGUAGCAGUGGUAAUGGGAAGAUGGUUGGACUGGAUGAUCUUGUAGGUCCUUUCCAACCUUAUAAUUCUAUGAUUUUAUUUCCUCUGCUUUUUUUUCUCCCUCACUGUCCCCUGAUGAAAAUUGCAAUGGAAGUCCGCAGCAAACACCCCGCAGGCCCUGACCAUGGUGCUGCAGGGGCCAGGAAAUCAGGUGUCACUGCAGCGCUGAAACCUGGGACAGCCUGUGAGCGCCGACUGCCUGCUGUGUGAGGUAUGAGGGCCUUUUGAAGCUGAAGGGUGAAAGAGACCACGAUGUUGUGCCUGAGGUGAUGCUGACCCUGCAGGGUUUCUUAGCGACUGGGGACUUCUUACGGGGCAGUGUUAGAAAGGGUUCAGGAGCUUGUGUCAUGAGAGCCAUGUGCAUGGGAGGUGCAGGAGACCAGACCUGGUGGUGAUCCCAGCCAUGGUUGUGGGCUGACCUGGGGAAGCAGCGGGGUAAGCAUGGGAGUAGGCAGUGUGUGUGAGGGGCCUUGUUCAUGAGUAGGGAGCUGGUCUUUGUCUUCACUAUGAGCCAGUGUGGUUGCACCAUUUUUUUUUAUUUUGAACACUGCCAAAUACUGAGUAUUGUAUUUAUUUACAUAAUUCUUCUGUGAGGGAAUGAUAAUUGGUCUUCUCUUCCUCGUUUGGCGAAUGGGAAUUAAAAAAAUACUCUGUGUUCCCACUGCAGUUAAAUUUAAAACAGCCUGGUUUGUGGGAUUUUAAUCUUUAAUUUUCUUUUCUUUUUUUUUUUUUGAACUGUGAAUUGCAGUGUUUGAUUGCGUAACACUCCAUCGUGUCAGGAUGGAUUUGUGUGUCAGUGUCAGCAUUGCUGGCUCUGUCAGCAGAGCUCACUGUUACCAAGUGGAGAGAGAGAUGCUGGGCUGUAUAGGUCCUACAGAAAUUGUACAAAUGUGGGGCUUGAUUUAAGAACCAAACCAGACCUGAUGUUUCAGAUCUGGAGGACUGUUCCCAUCCAAUUACAACACUGCAAGUCACACAUUUUGAUCUUUAAAACCUUGGCAAUGUCCCUCCAGAUCUGUAUUCUCUUUGAAAAAAUAUUGCCUGAAAUAUUUCUGCAGCAAUAGUUCAGGCACAAAUUUCCUUUUGUCAGUGAUGUCUGCUCAAGUAAUCAUGACAGCUUCAUACUGUCUUCAUUGAAAGGGUUGUAUCUGUCAGAUACUGAGCCGUACAAAAUACUGCCUUCUGGAAAAGUGUGUUAUGUGCAGAUUUAUGCAGGGCAGCUCACCAAGCAAAAUUUCUGUGGCAGGGGAUGAAUUCAAGUGGGUCUUGUCCUUAGAUGUUUGAAGAAUUUGAAUCUGUUUCCUGACAAGUGGCUACUUCAUCUAACCCCCCCACCCCCAUCACCAAAUACUGCAAAAUUAUAAAUCAGGCCUAUAAUCAAUCAAAAUAAAGCAAAUUAUGCUCUUCAAAUGCAGAGUUACGUUGAACAGCACUGUAGCUGGUAUAUGGAAAUGGAUAUACGUAGUGUAGGGGUAAGUCAUGCCCAUACCUGUCAGUGGCUGUGAUCUGGAGGAACACUGUCUGGGCUGUGGACAAGGAGGACUAGAGGUACUUUUGAAUGACCACAGUGGUUUUCAGCAGCAUAUUAGUGCUGCUGUAGCUGUGUGUGCUGUGCUUCAGCUGCUUGUUACCACUGAUGAGGUAGUGGAGGGGCUUCCUUAACACUGCUGCUCAGGUGGGGCUGCUGCUGUGGUGUUGUCCUGCACCCACACUGUGUUCUGUGUCCUCGUGACAAGGGACAAGGAUCCCUUUUGGUCUGGCUCCUUUGCAUGGCACUGCAAUGGCUGUGGCUUCCUUCUGAUGGUGCCCAGUGGGGUGCAUGGGCCAUUGCAACCCACUGGUGCCCUGUCAAGGGGAGACCUUCUCCAUUGCCCCAUACUGUGUGGGCCUCCUGUGUGAGGGUGGAAUGGGUGCAUGGAUUUUCAGGCUAGUGACCUCAAUCUUCACAGCUUUGCUUAGCUGAGAAAAGCGUUGCAGCACAGAUCAGCUCUGUCUGAGCAAUUUUGGGCAGUGCUCUCUGAUGGCCAUUGUGAAGAGCUUUUCUUGCACGCCUUCCCUGUACGUGCUAACAUGAAGAACUUCUCAGCAGAGAUUUUCACAGGUUCCUGAGGUGUUUGGAAAGCAACGGGAUGUCUGUGUGCAGUAUGGGAAUCUUAAUCGAUGAAAACGUUCAGUGAGUCACUGCGGUGCUGAGCCGUGAGUACUGCAUCCUGUUUGCCCAGCUGGCAGAUUUUGAGGCCAGAGAUAGUUAUGGGCAUUGAGUGUGACUCAUACAUAAAAAGGACCCUAGAAUUUCAUUCUUAACGAUUUCCACAUCCAGCUCAAGAAACUUAAGCAGAAAUAGAGCAUCUGCUUCCAAAAGGCAUUCAGCUUCUGCAGAACAGCAAGAUCCUCCCCUUUGAAGACACUGGCAGAAGUGCCACUGGCUUCAGAAGGGCCAGAGGUUUCCAACUGGGCUUCCAAGUGACCCAGAAUUUACCACUUCUCUCAAUUCUCUGUCUGGGUCAUUUGGAAGCCCUCAUGCUGAAAUUUACCUUACUGGGGCUGUUCACUAGAGGAAGACAGACAAGAUGUGACACUGGUUGUUUGUUUUUUAAACUCUUUAAAAAUAAUAAUAAUAAAAAAAUCUUUUUAAGCUUCACUGGUUGCGAUGAUGUUGUCACUGGGCACAGUGUUUGCAUAUGCUCUUCCCUUGCUUUUUAAUUUGUUCUUAAGAGUGGGCUUCUCUUGAUUGUACAGGUUUUUAUUUUUCAGAACACUUGAAGAAUGCGGGCCCCAAAGUUUUAAUCUUCGGGGUGCAAAAUCAGCCAAGAACAAAGCAUAUACGGUGAGUAUGGGGGAGGGAUGUGUCCAGCUCUGUACGGUGUACAAGGUUUUCCUAACAAAGUGGAGUAACACAUUGCUAAAUGAGGACUUUAAUGCUGUAGUUGCAUUACGUUGUUUGUUGAUGAAUUCACAAGACAUACAUUAUUUUAGCACUGUUAUUACUACUAGUUUACAAAGCCAUAUUUAAAAUUGUACACUUAAUUGUAACAUAACUUCAAAUUGUGUACUGUGUUGAUUCCUGUAUGUAUAUAUGAAAAUCUGUAUAUUUUGUCUUUAUGCCAUAUGUCAUUGGUGUGUAAAUUACAAGUAAUGGAUCUAAAAUA
Gallus gallus (chicken) is the source of this 8702-nucleotide messenger RNA. It is a transcript of the gene FAXC, whose product is annotated as failed axon connections homolog. The record is from RefSeq and is a predicted model, not a curated record. The transcript is spliced from 6 exons. The coding region runs from base 65 to 1291 and encodes 408 amino acids. Gene Ontology annotation, cellular component: cytoplasm. Lineage: Eukaryota; Metazoa; Chordata; Aves; Galliformes; Phasianidae.